CUCGAUCACAGUGAGAGUGAGACAUGGAAAUGGAGCAGCUUCUCAACAUGGGCUUCCCCACCGACCUCGCCGCCGAAGCCCUCGCCGCCACCGGCGGCACCUCCGCUCUCAAAGCCACCGAUUGGAUUCUCAACCGCAGUUCCUCUCCCACCACCACAGCCUCCCUUCCCACCGCCACCUCUCAGCCCAAGCUCGACCGCUUCUUCCUCUCCCAAUCCCCAAAUCCACAAUCCCAAGACCAACAACAGCUCCCAAAGCGCCGCAAACUCCUCGUCCCGGAAACCCCACCUCCUCCGCCCCCAAACUCCGCCGACAAACCCGCAACCUCCACCCACCACCAGCCCUUGUCGGAGCGCAUGCGUCCCAAGACCCUAAACGACGUUGUCGGCCAAGACCACCUCCUCGCCCCAAACUCGCUCCUCCGCUCCGCUAUCAAAUGCGACCGCCUCCCUUCCCUCGUCUUCUGGGGCCCACCGGGUACCGGAAAAACCUCCAUCGCCAAAGCCCUCAUUAACUCCUUCUCCUCCUCCGCCGCGAAACCCUACCGCUUCGUCUCAAUCUCCGCCGUCACUGCCGGCGUCAAGGACGUGAGGGACGCCAUCGACGAGGCCAGGAAGAGGAGGAAGCUCAACGGCCAGAGAACCGUUCUCUUCGUCGACGAGGUUCACCGGUUCAACAAGUCGCAGCAGGACUCGUUCUUGCCGGUGAUCGAGGACGGCAGCAUUGUCUUCAUGGGCGCCACCACUGAGAACCCCUCGUUCCAUCUCAUCACGCCGCUCUUGUCUCGCUCUCGAGUUCUUGAUCUCCGCCCCUUAAACCCCCAAAACAUCGAGCUCCUCCUCCGGCGAGCUGUCGAAAACUCCGAAAUCGGAUUGAUUCGCAGUGUAGGGAUGGAAGUUGGUGUGAAUGAGGAAGCUAUUCAUUUCAUUUCCGCGAAUUGCGAUGGAGAUGCUCGAGUGGCGCUCAAUGCGUUGGAGAUUGCAGCUACUACUGCAGCUGCAAGAGUCACUGCGCCGGAUUCGGCAGCUGGUGUGAACUUGGAGGAUGCCAAGGAAGCAAUGCAGUGCAAGCAUAUGGCGUCGGAUAAAGCCGGGGAAGAGCACUACAAUCUUAUCAGUGCUCUUCACAAGUCUAUGAGAGGGAGUGAUGCCAAUGCAGCUAUUUAUUGGCUGGUGAGGAUGGUUGAGGGAGGGCAGGAGCCUCUGUACAUUGCGCGGCGGCUGGUGAGGUUUGCAAGUGAGGAUGUGGGGUUGGCGGAUCCGUUGGCGCUUAACCAGGCUGUGGCUUGUUACCAGGCUUGUCAUUUUAUUGGAAUGCCGGAGUGCAAUGUGGUUCUUGCACAGUGUGUGGCUUACUUGGCUUUGGCUCCGAAGUCUAUUGCGGUUUAUAAGGCGAUGAAGAAUGCAGCAGAAGUGGUGAGGAGUUCUGUUGGACAGAAUGAGGGGGUGCCUCUUCAUUUGAGGAACGCGCCGACUAAGCUAAUGAAGGAUUUUGGGUACGGGAAAGGAUAUAUAUACACGCCUGAUGAUCCUUCAGCAGAACAGAAGUUUCUCCCGCCGUCACUUGCAGGUUACAAGUUUCUGGAUUGGCCUGUCAGUAAUGAGGCAGAUAGAUGAGAAGCCUUGGGUUCACUGCCCUGCGCUGGUUAGGAACUCUCUACUAAUUUUUUCAUUUUUGUUGAGAGGGGUAAUAUAUUGAUGUGUUUGGGGUGUUUUUUGUUCUUAUAUCAACAACCAGUAUAGUUUUGAAAUUGCUUGUGAUCAUGACUGGAAAUUGAUGGCCUUGUAGCCACAGUUGUAUAGUUCUCCAAGUAUUGCUAGUUGUUUCCUAUGACCAAAUUCAAUCCUUUUUUAUCUUCUUAUA
Argentina anserina (silverweed cinquefoil) is the source of this 1863-nucleotide messenger RNA. RefSeq lists its product as uncharacterized. Gene Ontology annotation, cellular component: nucleus. The coding region runs from base 24 to 1616 and encodes 530 amino acids. Lineage: Eukaryota; Viridiplantae; Streptophyta; Magnoliopsida; Rosales; Rosaceae. The record is from RefSeq and is a predicted model, not a curated record. Gene Ontology annotation, biological process: DNA-templated DNA replication; DNA synthesis involved in DNA repair. The transcript has a single exon. Gene Ontology annotation, molecular function: ATP hydrolysis activity; protein binding; enzyme activator activity.